Mycena citricolor is the source of this 3274-nucleotide messenger RNA. Lineage: Eukaryota; Fungi; Basidiomycota; Agaricomycetes; Agaricales; Mycenaceae. The record is from the annotation of a GenBank genome assembly.
GUAGUAGGGACUGAUCUGAUUGAUGAUCGUCGGCCACCAUAUAAACGCGACAUUAUGGGGUAUAGUCACACCUUUCAUUCCGCGCACUACGCCCAUGUCCUCCACUCUGCACGUCCCGGGGAGGGACAACUUGAUUCAAGACCUCCCUGGAUACACCACACCCGUGUUCGCAGGCAAAAAUGCUCAACAGGAGCUCGUCCAACGAGAAGUCGCGAGCAAGGGUUUCAUCCCCAGCGCGCUGCUCGAAGGAGAGGUCUCGUGGUUCUACUCCCAACUCGGCAUCGACGACACCUACUUCGCGAGCGAGAACCCGGCCGUCAUCUCAAACCACAUCAUUGCGCUGUAUGCGGCCAAGAUCCAAGCAUUCACGAAGCACGACGUGAACAGUCUCGUCAUCGAGCUCGAGCGCGUUGCCGAGGAUGGGAGUGGCGCGACGUUUAUCCAUACGAGCCCACCAGGUGUGACGAGUACCGAAGGCCCAGGAUCGACGUGCGAGACCCGGAUCGAUGACCUCUUCCUGGACACGAACACACCUUACCGACUCGAGACGUACCGCUCGCUCGGAUCGGUCAGCGCCAAAACAGCGCAACAACUCCGGUGCUACUUCGUCACCAAGUGCCAUUUCCCUCCUCUGCCAAGCGAGGACUCAGACGACAUCCGGCUUUACAGCGACCCCGUGUUCCUCGAGAAAGCCAGCGAGAACACACUCCAGAUCUAUGGAAACGCGAUGCGCACUGUGCGUGCGCGUGGCUAUGGUCCGGUCCUCAGCGCCUAUCAGGUUGAGGGUACUCGUCAACAACGGCUGGUCAUCGCCUACGACUCGCGCAAAUCCAAGACGCGCCACUUUUUCUCGGCGCUGUCGAACCUGUACCACUUCUAUUCCCUCUACUCGGCGCGCAAAUACGUGGAGCAGUUCUCGAACGGAGUCACCAUCAUCUCACUGUAUCUUAACCCCCUCUCUGGCAGCCACGGUGCCCCUCCCAUCGAGCACUCCAUCUUCCAGGUCGUGAAAGAGGCGAGUUUGCUCUUCUGUCUGCCAGACAACCCAUUCUUCCUGCCCAAGUCCCCGGGAAGCCAUGCUGUGCAGGAGGCGACGUAUGCAUACUGUGGCUGGAUCUUCGCACAGCACUUUUGCAAUCGCCUCGGUCCCGCGUAUCUCUCUCUGCGCAAUGUCUUGAACGAGUCCGAUCCAGCGCACGCUGAGGUACUGAACGACAUCAAGCGCCGGUUCCGCGAAGAGACGUUCACGCGUGAGAGCAUUGCGGACAUUAUCGCAGCGUACCCCGAGUUGAUCCGGCUUCUCUACGUUAACUUUGCGAUGACGCAUUAUCCGACUUCGGCCGCGGACGGAUUGAACGAUCUCAUGCCCACGCUUUCAUAUCAGCGCUUGCAGACUGUGCAGCCGCUGAGCGACGAAGAGCUGGUCGACAAGAUCCGCCGAAGUGUGCAGAACAAGCAAGACGUACAGGUCUUGGAGAGUUUCUUGGUGUUCAACAAACACGUUCUCAAGACCAACUUUUAUCAACCCACCAAAGUGGCUCUAUCUUUCCGGCUUGCACCAGACUUCUUGCCCGAGGUAGAGUACCCCAGGAAGCCGUUCGGGAUGUUCUUCGUUAUCGGUAACGAGUUCCGCGGUUUCCAUCUACGAUUCCGGGAUGUCGCUCGCGGCGGUAUCCGAAUCGUCAUGUCUCGAAACAAAGAAAAUUACUCGAUCAAUCAGCGUCAGCUCUUUGACGAGAACUACGGGCUGGCAUCGACCCAGUCGCUCAAAAACAAGGACAUUCCAGAGGGUGGCGCGAAGGGCACUAUUCUGCCUUCCCUCGGUGCUGCUCCUCGGGCCUGUUUUGAGAAGUAUGUGGAUUCGAUCAUCGAUCUGCUCAUCCCCGGCCGCUCUCCUGGAAUCAAGGAGCCGCUGAUCGACUUGUACGGCAAGCCAGAGCUGCUCUUCUUCGGUCCUGACGAGGGAACAGCAGACAUGAUGGACUGGGCUGCAAUCCACGCACGUGAUCGUGGAGCGGAGACUUGGUGGAAAUCGUUCACUACCGGCAAGAGCGCAGAGACGCUGGGCGGAGUUCCUCACGAUCGUUAUGGGAUGACGUCUUUGUCGAUCCGGCAAUUUGUGCUUGGGCUGUACAAGCAGCUUGGUUUGAAGGAGAAGGAUAUCAGCAAGGUGCAGACCGGUGGACCAGAUGGUGAUCUGGGAUCCAAUGAGAUUCUACUCAGCUCCGACAAAACUGUAGCUGUGAUUGACGGCAGUGGUGUCUUGGCGGACCCUGCUGGAUUGAAUCGUGAAGAGCUCAUCCGACUGGCCAAACUUCGGGUUCCGGUGGGCAACUUCGACAAAAGCAAACUGAGCAGCGAGGGAUACUUGGUCAAGGUGGACGAGCACGACAUUCGGCUUCCUUCCGGCGAACUUGUCGUCGAUGGCACAGAUUUCCGCAACAGUGCCCACCUGCGGUUCAAGGCUGACCUGUUUGUUCCCUGCGGUGGACGCCCAGAAGCUGUCAACAUCUCGAACAUGGCGGCUCUGAUCGACACGGAGGGCAAGCCGCACUUCAAGUACAUCGUCGAAGGCGCGAAUCUGUUCAUCACUCAGCAAGCCCGGAUGUUCUUGGAGAAGCGGAAGAUCAUCUUGUUCAAGGAUUCGAGCACCAACAAGGGUGGAGUGACGAGUUCAUCGCUCGAAGUGCUUGCUGGAUUGGCGCUCUCUACGGACGAAUACGUCGAACUGAUGAUCUUCAAAAACGGCCAGCCGAGUCCAUUCUACCAAAGUUACGUCAAGGAUGUCCAGCAAAAGAUUACCGAGAAUGCAGCCGCCGAGUUCCAGUGCAUCUGGCGCGAGCACGCGCGCUUGAGUGGUGCCAAGACGCGGACGGCGAUCUCGGACGAGCUGAGCUCGACCCUGAACAACCUCCAGGCUGAACUGGAAGGGUCAGAUCUGUUCGACGACGGACCCAGUCGGGAGGGUGUUUUGAGGCGCGCGAUUCCCAAGACACUCGUGGACAAGAUUGGGCUGGAAGUCGUGCUAAAACGUCUCCCGGAGGCGUACCAGCGCGCGUUGUUCUCCAGUUGGGUUGCAUCCCAUUUUAUCUACAAGUACGGUGUGAAUGGCUCGAGUGUGGACUUCUUCCAUUUCGCGCGCGAUUUGGCUAUCAAGAAGUAGUUGAACGGACUCACAAGGACUAAGAAGUAACAUAAAAUUGUAACUCUAUAAUCAUAACAUGCACUGAACGAGCGCGAGAAAGUGUACAAAGUAUAAGUACAUAUACAAGCA